Messenger RNA from Myotis lucifugus (little brown bat), 596 nucleotides. Its product is annotated as protein ARMCX6-like. The coding region runs from base 1 to 585 and encodes 194 amino acids. Gene Ontology annotation, cellular component: mitochondrion. NCBI's taxonomy places the organism in Eukaryota, Metazoa, Chordata, Mammalia, Chiroptera, Vespertilionidae. The record is from RefSeq and is a predicted model, not a curated record. The transcript has a single exon.
AUGGAAAUGAUAACUUUUUUUGUGAAGCUUAAGCCAUUUAAAAUGUUCAGCUGUGCUCUUGGCCUCUCCAAGGGUCCUUUCAUUCAGGGAAAAAUGUUUGCUCAGCCCGAGGAUGCUGGUUUUUCAUUUAGCCACAAUAUCAGUAGUCAUUUGGCCAGCCUCCCCAUUGUUGGAAACACCAUCCCCACUCCCGACCCCACUGUGAAGCAGGCGUUCUGUGCCCUGGAUGGCGAGAGUGCCGGUGUGGAAAAUCAGGGCCAGAUUAAGAUGUCCGUCAGUGAAGUGUGUCGGGAAACUGUGUCACAUUGCUGCAACUCAUUUCUGCAGCAGGCCGGAUUAAAUUUGUUAAUAAGCAUGACAGUUAUUAAUAACAUGCUUGCCAAAUCCGUUUCAGACCCGAGGUUUCCUUUGAUAUCAGAGGGAAGUGGAUGUGCUGAGGUUCAUGUUUUGAAACAGUUGAUGGGUUUGUCUGAAAAACCAGUCUUGGCAGGGGAAUUGCUGGGUCCCCAAAUGCUGCUCUCAUUCAUGCCCCUCUUUAUUGGGAACGGAAACGGACAGGUUCUCCCGGACACCCUGGCCUCUUAAAAGACCAUCCC